Molecule: messenger RNA, 1026 nt
Organism: Gigantopelta aegis
Lineage: Eukaryota; Metazoa; Mollusca; Gastropoda; Neomphalida; Peltospiridae
Exons: 1
Coding region: 1-1026 (341 amino acids)
Molecular function (GO): nucleic acid binding; zinc ion binding
Source: RefSeq, a predicted model, not a curated record
AUGACUCAAAAUAUGGAUAACACUAACUUCCAUACUUCAGAUGGGACCCUGAAAAGGGUCCACACCGAGGUUGCGGAUUCCUCAUCAUCUAGGAUUAUUGUUAAUUCUAAAAAAUCAAAAGUAAUAACUUCUGAAUCCUGGCCAAGGUUUCUAGUCAUUAGUUCUUCUGUAGACGGAGCCUUGAGCAAACUGUCACCGUUUGCUGUUCAGAAGGGGCUUGUUGGCUUGGCUGGCGAGCCAAAGAAUGUUAAAAAGAUGAAAAAUGGUUCGUUGCUGGUAGAAUGUUCGACUUGGACUCACUCUCGGUGUCUUCUUAAGUUGACAGUCUUGUGUAAUGUACCAGUUAAAGUAUCGCCACAUUCCUCCCUGAAUUCUUCUAAGGGAGUUAUUCGGUCGAAAGAUUUGGAAGGAGUCAGCGAAGAUGAAAUUACUGAAAACUUGUCACCACAGGGUGUGACAUCAGUGAGGAGAAUCAAGAUUCGCCGGAACAAUGAACUUGUACCGACGAAUACUUUGAUUUUAACCUUUGACAAGCCUACCCUUCCAGAGUCUGUUAAGGCUGGAUAUCUGCAUAUACCUGUUGUGCCUUUUGUUCCAAACCCAUUACGAUGUUUUAACUGUCAAAAGUUUGGUCAUGGCCAAACUACAUGUCGAAACAAGCUGACAUGUGCUCGUUGCGGUCAAUUUGACCACGACAGUAAGACAUGUACCAAUGACAUUAUCUGUGUAAAUUGUAAGGGAAACCAUUUUGCAUAUUCGCGAGAAUGUGCAAGAUGGAAAUUGGAAAAAAAGGUGCAGCAGGUCAAAGUUGAGAAACACUUGUCAUUUCCUGAGGCUAGGAAAUUUGUGGAGACAGAAGUUUCUGUCAUAGUAGGGAAGUCCUAUGCUGCGGCAGUCAAGGUCUCCACACGAAGUGUUGCCAUCAACACUGACCUAACGUGGCGAUACGAUGAAGCUAAAUACAGAAAGCUUUCAGAUGUUGAAAAAGCUGCAAAACAAGCCGACAAGGCAGCUCAAAAACAAUAA